AUGGCAGAACCAGAAACACAAAGUGUCUACCUCGAUCUUGGGGGUAGCUUCCUUAAAGAGUUACCAAAUUCAAUCGAAAGAUAUCCAUAUGAAGGAGAGUGUUCCUUCCUCAGAAUCUUCAAUCUAAAACUUAAUACCCGCGAAUCCUCAGGUCAUGAGAAAAACGACUUCAUCCUGUUUCAUACGAGUCGUGAAAUGAUCGAAACCCUGUUGAAUCCAGACAACGAAUCAACUACCCUUGCCAAGAACUGUUCCUCUUUUGAUCUCAAUGAGGAACUUAUCCUGAUCAAGAUGCCAUCUCGCGAACAUUCGACCGCAAUCACUGCCGUGGACGACGCAAUCACAGCAGCUCUCCUACCAAUGAGGCUAUUUCGCCACCUAGACAAAUACCCUAACACAACUACCCAAGGGGGAACAAGAGGAAAGCAACCUGACCAAGGCUGGGGCUCUAAAAGGCCACCGCGUGGUUGUGAAAGGAGGCCCUCGGUUGUUUUAGAGGUCGCUUGGUCUGAAUCAGAUUCAAAAUUGAAUUCUGAUGUUCGAUUCUGGCUGGAUCCAGCCGAGGGAAAUGCCAGGAUUUGUCUGACUCUGAGAGUAGACAAACGCCAACCAGCAAUCCGUGUUGAGAACUGGAGACUCCAGAAUGGAAGACCCCACCGUGUCCAGAUGAUCCCGGUGAAUAAGGUGUCAAACCUCACAACUGUCAGAAACGCCCCUCUUAUUAUCCCAUUCGAAGAUUUAUUCCUCCGCCCGCCAUCUAUACCCGCCGAAGGAGAUAUUGAAAUCUCACAGCAAGAACUGAAAUUUAUCGCAGACACAAUCUGGGAUAUUCAGGGCUUCUAA
Penicillium hordei is the source of this 843-nucleotide messenger RNA. RefSeq lists its product as uncharacterized. The record is from RefSeq and is a predicted model, not a curated record. The transcript has a single exon. NCBI's taxonomy places the organism in Eukaryota, Fungi, Ascomycota, Eurotiomycetes, Eurotiales, Aspergillaceae. Bases 1 to 843 code for a protein of 280 amino acids.